This is a messenger RNA of Ascochyta rabiei, 1176 nucleotides long. Its product is annotated as Tyrosinase. The transcript has 2 exons. Lineage: Eukaryota; Fungi; Ascomycota; Dothideomycetes; Pleosporales; Didymellaceae. Gene Ontology annotation, molecular function: oxidoreductase activity. The record is from RefSeq and is a predicted model, not a curated record. Bases 1 to 1176 code for a protein of 391 amino acids.
AUGCAUCUGUCAUUCACAGCAGCCGUUUUGGCUGUCGCCGGUUCCGCCAUCGCGCUCCCCCAGAAUCCUGCUCCAGCUCAAGGCACAUCGCUCCCUGCCAAUGUUGCCCUUCCUCCCGCUCUCCCGGUUACCGACUUCAAGACACCCAAGUUCGCUCGCCCGCUCUCUCUCGAUGAGGCUCUAGCUGGUGUAAACGCCACCGUCACCACCAUUGUCGACAACCUCCAGGACCUCAAGAACAAGCUCCCUGAGCUUCAGCUGCCCAGCAUCAGCCCUUCUCUCCUUCCCGUCACCACUCGUGAUCUGGAUGAGGAGCUUGCGCAGUUCGAGAAGAGGCAAAGCACCUGCUCCAACCCCCGCAUCCGCCGCGAGUGGGACUCGUACUCCAACUCGGAUCGUCAGGCGUACAUCGAUGCCAUCAAGUGUCUGCAGGCCCGCCCGGCCUCUGGCCAGUUCCGCCAGUCUCAGAGCAGAUACGAGGACCUCGUCGCUCUCCACCAGACCUUGACCCCCAACGUCCACGGCAACGCCAAGUUCCUUCUCUGGCACAGGUACUACCUCUGGACCUUUGAGCAGAUGCUCCGAAGCGACUGCGGCUUCAACCGCGAGCUGCCCUGGUUCGACGAGACCAGGUAUGCCGGCCGCUACACCCAGUCGUCCGUCUUCAGCUCGCAGUGGUUCGGGAGCAUCAACGUCGGCGGCCAGUGCGUAACCAACGGUCAAUUCGCCGGUCUUGCCAUCAACAUCGGUCCCGGCUCCGGCAACACCCGCCACUGCUUGGCCCGCGACAACGACGACUCAGAGACCAUCAACACCGGCAGCGCCAUUGUCGACGCCUGCAACAGCCGCUCCACCUACGCCGACAUGGCCUCGUGCGCCGAAGGAGGAGCGCACGCCUGGGGCCACAACGGCAUCGGCGCUGUCAUGCAAGACACGUACGCGUCCCCCGCCGACCCCGUCUUCUUCCUGCACCACGCCUUCAUCGACCGCAACUUCCGCAUCUGGCAGAACAACGGCGGCAACCCCCGCAUCACCACCGUCAGCGGCACCGACGCAGUCGGCAACCGCCUCACCCUCGACACCACCGUCAAUGUCUACGACUUCCGCCCCACUGUCCGCAUCAGGGACAUCCUGAACACGCAGAGCUCCACCCUCUGCUACAAGUACAACUACUAA